AUGGAUGUGCGGAAUAUGAUGGCCACUUUGGUUUUUACACUCUACUGUUGCGAAUCUCCUGUUAAUCAUACAUCUAUCCUAAGUCUGCUCAAAGGGGAAAUUAUGAGCAAAGGUAAACAAGUUCCAUGGCUUGGAAUGACAGGCCUUGGAGUGAUUGAUCCUUUUUGCUCUACAUAUGAUCCUUGUCAGGAAAAUGUGGCCGAGAGAACAGUCAAUCUGGUUAGAGAUCAACAACUUUCCAACUCCGAAACCCGGAUGCAAAAUGAUUUGCACAACCAUGGCGUCCCCAGCUUGGCGGAUCAAAAAAUGUAUGAACCACCAAAUCCUGAACAUGUCCACAACCAGAUUUCAGAGGUUGCUGAAUUGAUGAGGAAAAACACAUCUCCAUGUCCUUUAUCAUCGUUAGAGGUCGUCAGCAAUAGUACAAGUCAUGAGGGUGGCCGGAAAUAUUCCACGGAAGAAAUCAUAAAGCUGGCCGGAGAAAGGUACAUCCAGUUGUUCACACAAGGGGCCAAUGGUUUCAACAUGUCUAUCCACCCCUAUGAUUUUUCUCUCGCUGGUCUGUCCCUAGCAGACACGAGAGAUGUGGGCCUAGCCCACCUUCUUCUUGAUGCAGCCGAGAAAGUAGCCUACCAGCAAUUCGAUGAGGCUAACGGAUUGCUUACUCGUUGCGGGUGGAUGGCAUCGGAUACAGGUAAUCCAGUGCAGAGAAUUGUUUUUUAUUUUGUACAAGCUUUAAGAGAGAGGAUUGCUAGAGAAACAGGAAGUACCACUAAUAAGAGUGAUCACGCAAAAGAGAAAUACAUACAAAGUUUAGCAUUGGGAAGUAACCUCACGUUCUUGGCAUGCCACAAACAGCUCCCAUUCAAUCAAGUGAUGCAAUUUGCCGGAAUUCAAACAAUAAUUGAAAACGUCUCAAUGGCAACCAAAGUCCAUAUAAUUGAUAUCCACAUCCGGAGUGGAGUUCAAUGGACAGCCUUGAUGCAAUCUCUUGCAGACCGACAGAACUGGCCCUCGCUUGAGCUUCUCAAGAUAACUGCUAUUGGAAUGAUGGACAAACCCAACAUCGAGGCGACUGGCAACAGAUUGAUGAGCUUUGCCAAGUCCUUGAACUUGCAGUUUUCAUUCAAGAUAGUUUUUGUAUCAGACAUGAAAGAACUAAAGGAAGAUCUGUUUGAUAUAGAAGCUGAUGAAGUGGUUGCUGUUUACUCUCAAGUGAUACUAAGGUCAAUGAUCUCAAGCCCUGAUUGCUUGGAAAAUCUAAUGAGUGUAAUCAGAAGGAUCAAGCCAUCCAUAAUGGUGGUCAUUGAAGUGGAAGCAAACCAUAAUUCGCCUUCAUUUGUGAAUCGCUUCACAGAGACCCUUUUCUUUUACAGUGCAUAUUUUGAUUGCUUGGAAGAUUACAUGGAACGAGAUAAUCAGUAUAGAAUGACGCUUGAAGGAAUCUAUUUUCGUGAUGGGAUCCAAGACAUGGUUGCAACGGAGGGCAAGGAAAGAAUUGCCCGAAAUGUGAAGAUGAAUGUGUGGAGAGCAUUCUUUGCAAGGUUUGGAAUGGAGGAAAUUGAACUGAGCAGCUCAUCUUUGUAUCAAGCUAAUUUGGUGCUCAAGCAGUUUAAGUGUGGGAGUUCCUGUACUUUUCAUAGUAAUGGGAAGAGCCUCAUUAUUGGAUGGAAAGGAACACCACUUCAUUCUCUAUCCACUUGGAAAUUCUUGUAGUACUUAACAAGUCUGCUAAUAGGGGUUGAUGGAACAGUGCAUGUAUCUAGAAAAUAAGGCGGAGAUGUUCUAAAAGGGUCAGCUAAUACCCCUCUUAUUUGAUAAUCUUCACAGACAUGAUAGCUAGAGAAUGAAAUGAAGAAGAAUAAAGAAGAAGAAGAAGAGGAGGAGGUAGAGGAUAAAUUUAAUCUUUAUUUUCAUUACUUUCUUUGCUAUAUUGCUAG
Ilex paraguariensis (yerba mate) is the source of this 1940-nucleotide messenger RNA. Lineage: Eukaryota; Viridiplantae; Streptophyta; Magnoliopsida; Aquifoliales; Aquifoliaceae. The record is from the annotation of a GenBank genome assembly.